Drosophila ananassae is the source of this 2593-nucleotide messenger RNA. RefSeq lists its product as uncharacterized. The record is from RefSeq and is a predicted model, not a curated record. The transcript has a single exon. NCBI's taxonomy places the organism in Eukaryota, Metazoa, Arthropoda, Insecta, Diptera, Drosophilidae. The coding region runs from base 104 to 1600 and encodes 498 amino acids.
UGUGAUAUGACUAACCUGUCUAAAUAUAAACAUUUUAUUUUAAAGCAAUCCAAAUUAUAGGUACAACUUAAAUUUUUGCUUAGAGAAAAACCUCUUUGGAACCAUGAGUAAUAGCUUGGCAUUUAAGAAGAUCCAUCAUGUCCUGGUAGUCCUUUCGGAUACGAAGCGACUUAACUACAUCGAAGAGAACCACUUAAACGGCGAGAUAAAGGUGCUGGACAACAGAACGAUGCUAGUCCGGUUGCCAAAUACUUCCCUCAAAGUGGAGGCCAUUGAUGAUUCUCCGCGGUAUUAUCGACAGCUGGAAUUUGAUGCGAUUGGCUAUGAUUUCGAGCCGCAAUUGCGAUUGGAGUUGAAUGGGUUCAUGGGCCAAAUGUUUCGCCAACGGUGCCACGGAAGUCUAUUGCGUCUCACGUCGCAGAGAACUCACAACCCAAACUUGCUGACCCGCCUGCUGGUCACGGAGGUCGACAAACUGAUGGUGGACCUGCGCAGUAGGAUUAGAGCCAUAAAUGUGGACUACUUUGAUGUGCGCAAGUUCGACAUGGUGAACCUGCUGGUGGACCCCGCGUCCGUGGCCAAUCGCCAGCGGCUCCUGCAGUCCGGAAAGAGCAUGCAGAGCACGAGGGAGCUGUUUCAGUGGUUAGUCAAUGACUUUAGCACCAUACGAGCCCGCGGGAUGGGUGAUGACUACCUUGACUUUGAGUUUAUAUUCCGCGAUUCGCAACAAAAUCAGCACAAGAUCCAUCUGGCCAUAUUCCAGAUAUUUAGUAGUGAACUGCGACCGGAUGUGGCAGAUUUCUUUAAAAACUUACACCAGGGCAGGCAGGGCAAGAGCACUCUGCUGAAUGACUGCCUCAAGGAGUCCUUCGACGUGAAAUGCCCAAUUCCGGCAGUGGUUAUGUUUGAACUGCCCAUGGCCCUUGAUCUCAGCGAUACCAGGCGUAAAAUCCUCAAACUGGCCGAUUCCGCCUACAGUGCCCUUUCAAAAUCCCAGAAGCCACCAGUGCUAUUACCGAAGCCAGAACCCAAACAUAUGUCCCACAGUUCCACCAGUCUGGGCAAAGUGAUUCAUCCUCCUAGCGCCCGCACCUCGGUGAAAUCGGUACCAGACUGUUCUCUGUUUCACUGGCGGCGUACUGCCAAGUUCUCGGAGGAGGACUACAAUGGACUGGCCUACUGGUACGGACGCAUUGACUCAAAGUUCGCAGAGCUGAAGCUGGCCAUGGAGGAUCACUUCAAGAAUAUGUAUAAAAAGAAGUUGAGCGAAAUCCGCAGUGAGUUGCGGUCCAUUCAUGAGGAUAUGGUUACAGGAUUACUGGACGAUCAGUGCGGUGGUGACGGAGAGCGAGCACAGAGGGAUUCCGAUGACGGCGAAACUAACCGGGAGACUUAUGAGGAGUUACUAAAACUCUUUCAGAAACUAGCAUCUGACGCCGCAAAAACGGGCUACGCCUCCACUCUGAAGGUCUAUAUCAGUACGAAGAACUACGAGCUAACCGAACAGGAGAAGAAAGUCAAGCAGCGGGAAAUAGAGAAUCUACGGCUCAGCUUGAUUCAGUACAUCACUGCCCAGGAUUCGAAAAUGACCGAGGAAUAGAGGUUUAUGCAGAUGACCCUGGAGUACCAAGUACUCCAGCAGCAUCUCCAUAAACUUGUAUUCCGAAUGUGAGACAAAGACCAUCCAAUGUUUACUUAAUCGUUCUUAUUUUCAGAAAGACAGAGGUUUCGUAAGGGUAUACAUAUAAUAUAAUAUAAUAUACAUUUAUAUAUAAAUACAAUAUUAUUGUCAACAAUAUGUUUCAUAGUAGUUAAACGAUUCCCCAGCUGCGGCUCCAUAUAAUGUGUAACAGUUAAAUAUGUUAGUUGAAUGCUAAAUAGGCAAUAAUAUUUUUAUACGAAUAACAUCUGGAGCUAGUUGCUCCGUUAAUGCCAAAACACUCAAAGCAACAACAACUAAUCAAUGUUGAAAUCAAUUCUAGGUCAAAUGGUUAAUUAGACAACAAUUUCCAUUUAGUGUUAUUUUCAAUAUUCAUUCGUAUUAAUAUGUAUGUUGGCAAUGUUCCUGUUCUCGUUCAACAACUUUAAAGCGUUUCUCUUGUCGGAUAUGUGGAUUGGGCGAUGGUCUGUGGGUAUCGGAGGCCAUAAGGUAGCUUCAAGAUUCAACCAGGAUUUGUACUCGUGGCAGUUGUUGCAGGAUGGACUGUCUAUGAUGCACAAAUGAAACCUCAAACUGAGUAACCUAAAUUAGCUUUUAACUUACACCAAAUGAAGAAAAUCUCUGUGCCACUUAAUCUACACUUAAUAAAAUGAAGAAAUCAGAUGUGAAUUAAAAUAUUCAUAAACUCUAGUUGUGAACUCUAGCUGUGUUGUCCCUUCUCUUGGGUAUGCUUAAAUCCUUAUUUAUAUUUAUAAUUUUAGUCCAAAGCUGCGCCUAGAGCAGGUUUCUAAAAUGCGGAAAUGUGUGAAAUGCUUUCGAUUUUUUAAAGUAAUUUAUCAUUAAAGUUUAACAGUUUUUUUUUGUUGAGAAUUUUGUAAAAGACUCCUUCUGCUUGCACAGCUCGAUAAAAAUGAUUCAAAAUUCAAAUUCAAA